CCAAGUAUCUUCUGGAGAAGGGGGUGUAACUGUAAAACGGACAGAAUCUUGCACGCACUCGUGGUCCAGUGGUCAGAGCGCGCGCUACUCCAACACAUUAACCAUGGGUGAUCUGUCUGCAAGGGAUCUUGAAAGGGCCAACUUGGUGUUCGAUGUGUACGACUUUGUCGGCACCAGCACCAUCGAUGCCGUCAACCUCGGUGACGCCCUGAGGGCCCUCAACCUGAACCCCACCCUCGCCACCAUUGAGAAGCUCGGCGGCACCAAGAAGAAGGGUGAGAAGACACUGAAGAAGGACGAAUUUUUGGCCAUCUUCAAGGAAGCCAAGAACAUCAAGGACUCUGGAGUAUACGAGGACUUCAUCGAAUGUCUGAAACUGUACGACAAGGCGGAGAACGGAACCAUGCUGGGCGCUGAACUCUCACACAUUCUCAUCUCUCUGGGAGAGCGACUGGAAGAGAAGGAGUGCGACAAGGUCCUGAAGGACUGCCUGGGACCUGAGGAUGAGGAUGGUUUCAUCCAAUACGUUCCAUUCGUCAAGGCCUUCAUGGCUGUCUAAGGACAAAACCAAUCUCAAUCAUUCAAUAAUUCCAUUUCUUUCAAACGUGUGUGAUAGGCCAAUACCAGCCAAUACCAACCCACAUCCACACUAAAUCUGCGCAGCGCCUACCAUCCUUGAUUAUGGAUCAGCUGUUGGCUCGAUGAAAUUACAUCGAUUGAUCAGCUGAUUCAUUGUUGGCCAACAAGACAAGAUCAAAUGUUUUAUUUGACUAAAUUAUUUUAAUAAAAAUUGUUUAUAAUAAACUCUAUGGUUACUAUUUA
Molecule: messenger RNA, 822 nt
Organism: Macrosteles quadrilineatus (aster leafhopper)
Lineage: Eukaryota; Metazoa; Arthropoda; Insecta; Hemiptera; Cicadellidae
Product: myosin light chain 1-like
Exons: 7
Coding region: 104-559 (151 amino acids)
Cellular component (GO): muscle myosin complex
Source: RefSeq, a predicted model, not a curated record